This is a messenger RNA of Fonsecaea multimorphosa CBS 102226, 2115 nucleotides long. RefSeq lists its product as uncharacterized. Gene Ontology annotation, biological process: amine metabolic process. The record is from RefSeq and is a predicted model, not a curated record. Lineage: Eukaryota; Fungi; Ascomycota; Eurotiomycetes; Chaetothyriales; Herpotrichiellaceae. The coding region runs from base 1 to 2115 and encodes 704 amino acids. The transcript has 3 exons. Gene Ontology annotation, molecular function: quinone binding; primary methylamine oxidase activity; copper ion binding.
AUGGCAGCCGUCCCCCAAGACUUCUCUUCCCAGCCGUCGGCGGCCACUUAUCCCGUCGCCCAUCCACUAUGCCCGCUCACGGCGGCGGAGAUAUCCACCACAGCCGAGCUGCUGAGAUCGGUGUGGCCUUCCUCGAUCGACCUGCGCUUCAAGGUCAUCACGCUGGAUGAACCCGCCAAGAAGUCCAUGAUCCCAUAUCUCGAAGCCGAGCACUCUGGGUCCCCGCUGCCUGAGAUUCCACGAAAGGCCUUUGUGUCUUACUACAUCCGAAACACGGACCGCUUCCACGAAGCAGUAGUCAACCUUUCCGCCCGGACUGUGGAGAGCAAUGUCCGGCUGGGUCCCAAUCAGCAUGGCAACGGCGACUACGACGAGAUUCUGCAGGUGGAGAAGAACGCUUUGGAAGAUGAACGCGUCAAGGAAGCCAUCAAGAAGUUGAAGCUGCCCGAGGGGACGGUCGUGUGUGCAGACCCCUGGAUCUACGGCUCUGACGGCAUCAACGACGACGACCGCAUGUACCAGGUCUUCCUGUAUAUGCGGGACCCGAGCAACCCUUCGGAGCUCGACAGCAACCACUACGCCUUCCCGCUCCCAAUCUCGCCCGUGCUGGACUGCAAUGAAUAUAAGGUCAUCCGCAUCGACUAUCUUCCCACUGGGGCAGACAACACAAUCCACGAACCCAGGCCGUAUCAAGCCAAGCCGGCGAACGAGUAUGUCAGCGAGUACCAGACGCUGCGCACGGAUAUGAAGCCUCUGCGAGUGAUCCAGCCUGAGGGAGCGAGUUUCACGCUCACUCCCGUGGGCGAGACAGGCCAUGUGCUGGCGUGGCAGAAAUGGACCUUCCGCGUCGGCUACAACCAGCGUGAAGGCAUGGUUCUGUACGACGUCCGCUACGACUCGCGGCCUUUGUUCUACCGUCUCAGCCUGAGCGACAUGAACAUCCCCUAUGCGGAUCCGCGACACCCUUUCCACAAGAAGUCGGCGUAUGAUCUGGGCGACGCCGGUGCCGGCGCCAUGGCCAACAACCUGCAGCUCGGGUGUGACUGCCUGGGGCACAUCCAAUAUCUCUCAUCAGUCAUCGCGGACGACAAGGGCACACCGACCCCGCUGGAGAACUGCGUGUGCGUCCACGAGCAAGACGCGGGCAUUGGGUGGAAACACACCAACUACCGCACGGGUCGCGCCGCCGUGGUUCGUCAGCGAGAACUGGUCCUGCAGAGCAUCAUCACGGUCAGCAACUACGAAUACAUCCUGGCCUUCAUGUUCAACCAGGCGGGCGAACUCAUCUACGAAGUCCGCGCCACGGGCAUCUUGUCCACCCAACCGAUCGACCACGAGUUGGACAAAGUGGGCGUCCCCUUUGGCACCGUGGUCCACCCGGGCGUGCUGGCCGUGCAUCACCAGCACAUCUUCUCGCUGAGGGUGGACCCCAUGAUUGAAGGCCACAACAACCGACUCGUGUAUGACGAGGCGCACGCGCUGCCUCUCUCCAAGGACUGGAACCCUCACGGGGUGGCAUACGAGGUCGCGGAAACGGUGGUCGAACAAGCGCAGGGCUUGGACCUGAACCCGGAGGCGAACCGCGUGUUCAAGAUCCAGAACACGAGCGUGCGCAACCCCGUCAACGGGAAACCCGUGGCGUACAAGAUCCACGCACCGCCCUUCCAGAAGAUGCUGUCUCUCCCGUCGUCCUACAACUGGAAGCGCGCCGAGUUCGCCGACCACAACAUCUACGUGACCACACACCAGGACCGCGAACUGUACUCGGGCGGCUGGUACACAAACCAGUCCCGGGGCGGCACGGGCGUGCGCAGCUGGGCCUCCCGCAAGGACAACGUCGUCGACACCGACAUCGUCGUGUGGAUCCAGUUCGGCAUCAACCACGUGCCCCGAAUCGAGGAUUUCCCCGUCAUGCCCUGCGAGAUCCUCAAGGUGUCGUUGAAACCUGUCAACUUCUUUGACAAGAACCCGGCCCUCGACGUGCCCCCCAGCGAACAGCACUUUAACCGCUCCACCUUGGUCAGCGAGAUGCAUCACCAGCCCACCACCGAGGCUGUGGUUGGCAAGGAUGGCGAGUGCUGUGCCCCAGCGGCUGACAGUAAGAGCAAGUUGUAA